CUGUGACCCCUCCAUCCAGCUAUGCCCCUGCUGCCUAGCACCAUGGGCCUGGCAGGCCUGCUCUUCUGGGCUAGCCAAGCAGUGAACGCCUUGAUGAUGCCUAAUGCUACCCCGGCCCCAGCCCCGCCUGAGAGCACAGCUGUGCGGCUCCCGAGUGGCCUGGGGGUGCCCAGGUACCGCCGGAGGCGCCACAUCUCUGUGAGAGACAUGAAUGCCUUACUGGAUUAUCACAACCACAUCCGAGCCAGCGUGUACCCACCUGCUGCCAACAUGGAAUACAUGGUCUGGGACAAGCGGCUGGCCAGGGCUGCCGAGGCCUGGGCCACCCAGUGCAUCUGGGCACAUGGGCCUUCACAGCUGAUGAGAUAUGUGGGCCAGAACCUCUCCAUCCAUUCUGGCCAGUACCGGUCCGUGGUGGAUCUCAUGAAGUCCUGGUCUGAGGAGAAGCGGCAUUACUUGUUUCCCGCCCCGAGGGACUGUAACCCACACUGCCCCUGGCACUGCGAUGGCCCCACCUGCUCCCACUAUACCCAGAUGGUGUGGGCAUCCUCCAAUCGACUGGGCUGCGCCAUCCACACCUGUAGCAGCAUCAGUGUCCGGGGCAACACCUGGCAUCGGGCGGCAUACCUGGUCUGCAACUACGCCAUUAAAGGCAACUGGAUUGGCGAGGCCCCAUACAAGAUGGGAAGGCCGUGCUCCGCCUGUCCCCCCAGUUACCAAGGUAGCUGCAAUAGCAACAUGUGCUUCAAUGGGCUGAAAUCCAACAAGCUCCCGUGA
Chlorocebus sabaeus (green monkey) is the source of this 777-nucleotide messenger RNA. RefSeq names its product R3H domain containing like (gene R3HDML). The record is from RefSeq and is a predicted model, not a curated record. NCBI's taxonomy places the organism in Eukaryota, Metazoa, Chordata, Mammalia, Primates, Cercopithecidae.